AUGGCAAGAUUAACUUCAGUACCAGUCAAUGAAAAUAACAAUUCAUCAACACAUCUUAACGCACGUUUAAAUUUUACUCACAUCGAGUCCAAUCCUUUGUUAAAAUCUCUUUACGAUCAAGUAGAUGCGAUGUUGCAACAAUCAUCGGGUCAAGAUAUAACAAAAUUAUUUUAUGUGGUCUUUUCAGCUAUCGACAAGAAUUUUUCAAAUCCAACUUCACCACUUUCAAUGAAUUCGGAUGCAAAUAAUUUGAGACAAUUAUUUAAUACUCAAAACGAUAGAAUAAGUCUCACUUUAACUUUACGAAGGUUAACGCAACAAUCUACGCCACAAUCCGUUUCAUCUGAAGAAUCAUUGACUUCUAAUUUACCUCCUCCUCCUGAAACUUGGUCCGAUACGGAUAUGACUUCUUUGAUCGAUCAAGUAAUCAAAGACGAAGAGUUGAUAGGAAAUUUCUCUAGUGCUUAUGGGUCCUAUCGAUAA
Messenger RNA from Funneliformis mosseae, 483 nucleotides. Lineage: Eukaryota; Fungi; Glomeromycota; Glomeromycetes; Glomerales; Glomeraceae. The record is from the annotation of a GenBank genome assembly.